CCGAAAACCAGCCAGUACUGCACGCGGUGCGCGUCAAACUUGUUGUGUGACAUUGACAUAUAAAUUGAUAAUUUGGUCGGUAUUGAGCAGUCUAGUGUCGAACUGCGCAGCGAACUCUACACGCAUUAGUAGAACGUAAAUGUAAUUCCAUUCGAUUCCAUAAAAUCAGCUGAUAGUGUUAAAACGCAAUGAAAUAAUCUUUCACGGUUCAUUUGAGAGUAUAGUCGUCAGUCAUGUCGUGAUAUCGCACGCAGAUGGACGCGGCUAACGGUCCGUCGCUGCGGUUACGCGGCGGCGUAAAUAAUAACAGUGAUAAUAAGAAACAUGAAAUAAAUUUGUGUACAAGUGCCAUGUCCCCGGAGACACAGCGGCUAUUACCGCCAACCUCCGAGACCAUCAUGACCAAGCCGUUCCCGAUUAGAGGUGAACGAGCCAACUAUGUGAACAUUCCACACGUGAUCGCCAUGGUGGGCCUGCCGGCGCGCGGGAAGACCUACAUCUCUAAGAAGCUCUCACGAUACCUCAACUGGAUAGGCAUCAACACCAGGGUGUUCAAUCUGGGCGAGUAUAGACGGCACGCGACCACCGCCUACACGAGUCACGAGUUCUUCCGAGCUGAUAACAAAGAGGCGAUGGCCAUCAGACAGCAGUGUGCGUUGGACGCCCUGCACGAUGUCUGCGAAUGGCUGGUCAAAGGCGGGGAGGUGGCCGUGUUUGACGCGACUAACUCGACCAUGGAGAGACGUCGUAUGAUAAGAGACAUCGUCGUGCACAAGAUGGGCUUCAAGCUGUUCUUCGUGGAGUCCAUCUGCGACGACCCCCGGAUCAUAGAACAGAAUAUUAUGGAGGUGAAAGUGAGCAGUCCCGACUAUACGAACAUCCAGAAUACCGACAACGUCCUCAACGACUUCCUACUGAGGAUAGAACAUUAUAAGGAGAAGUACGAGCCUCUGGACGAGUCCCUGGAGUCGGAAUGUAGCUUCAUGAAGAUAUACGACACCGGGGAGAAGGUCGUGGUCCAUAAACACGAGGGCCACAUACAGAGCCGGAUUGUUUAUUACUUGAUGAACAUCCACAUCGUGCCCAGGACUAUUUACCUGACCAGGCACGGUGAGAGCCUCCACAACCUGGACGGUCGUAUCGGUGGUGACAGUUCCCUGUCUCCACGCGGUUGUCAAUACGCCGGCGCCCUCGCCACCUACAUCGACCAGCAGAGCAUAGCGGGCCUGAGGGUGUGGACCUCCUGGAUGCAGAGGGCCAUCCAGACUGUGAGAGAUGUAAAAGCUCCGCAAGAGAGAUGGAAGGCGCUCAACGAGAUAGACGCUGGCAUCUGUGAAGAGAUGACGUACGCGGAGAUCCAGCAGAAGUAUCCCAAUGACUUCAAUGCUCGUGAUGCCAACAAGUUCGCGUACCGCUACCCCCGAGGGGAGAGUUACGAGGACCUGGUGGCCCGGCUGGAGCCUGUCAUCAUGGAACUGGAGCGACAGGGGAAUGUCCUGGUGGUUUCUCACCAGGCCGUCAUGAGGUGCCUCCUGGCAUACUUCCUAGAUAAGUCAGCAGACGAGCUGCCGUACUUGCACGUUCCCCUGCACACAGUCAUCAAGUUGACUCCUGUGGCCUACGGCUGUCGCGAGGAACACAUCAAGCUGUCCGUGGACGCGGUCGACACACACAGGCCCAAACCAGCUGACGCCGAGGACGGGGAUCCCAAAGAAUUGAAUGUGAUACCAGCGCCGCCUAUCAAGCAGACCGUCCCGCCGAUCCUGAACGGAGACAACAACAGCUACGACAGUGUCAACUAACCAUAGACAAGCAUUCUGUAUUUAGUUUUUAAUGACCAAUUUUCAAACUGUCUAUGAUUUAUUGGAAUGUGUCUACUUAGAGAGGGUCUAUGACAUGAGACUGAUGUUAGCUUGGACUGUCAUCAUGACAGCUCGCGAAUUUGAUGAAAUCAAAUUUCACUGUCAUCUAUAAAAUGCGCGGGGACUUUUAGAGCUUUUUGUUUAUAUUCUUAGGUUUUUCUACAAUACAUUUUUUAAAAUAUAUACAUAUGUAUAUACAUUUAAUAUUUUUAACUGUCGGUAUGUAAUACCUUUUGUUUUAAUACAGUGGGAUAGUCGAUACCAAAGACGUUUUAUAUUCUGUCUGACGUUUCGUAAUAAGCGUAUCUUAUUAUAUUAAGUGACGAGUGCCGUGGCUCCUGACACUGUACGUCUCGCUGACUCCGCGCUUGUAUAUUUUUAUAUCUCAACUGAUUAUCUCAACUUGUUUCGCGUCGUAUUGAUAUAUUUAUAAAUAAUAUGAUAAUAAUUAUAAAGGAAUUUUUACAAAGUGGCUCUAUGUUAUAUGUAAAUUUAUUAUUGUUAAUUUAAUUCUUAAAUAUAAGCGUAUUCUAAGUGGG
Danaus plexippus (monarch butterfly) is the source of this 2401-nucleotide messenger RNA. It is a transcript of the gene Pfrx, whose product is annotated as 6-phosphofructo-2-kinase/fructose-2,6-bisphosphatase. The coding region runs from base 255 to 1802 and encodes 515 amino acids. Gene Ontology annotation, molecular function: fructose-2,6-bisphosphate 2-phosphatase activity; ATP binding; 6-phosphofructo-2-kinase activity. NCBI's taxonomy places the organism in Eukaryota, Metazoa, Arthropoda, Insecta, Lepidoptera, Nymphalidae. The transcript has 10 exons. The record is from RefSeq and is a predicted model, not a curated record. Gene Ontology annotation, biological process: fructose 2,6-bisphosphate metabolic process; fructose metabolic process. Gene Ontology annotation, cellular component: cytosol.